AUGGUUGUCUUGACCCGACAAAAAUGGUUUCCAAAACCAUUCACCGUAGACGUGGGAGAGACAACUUUGACGUCGACAAGGGCCUUGCGCUACCUGGGAGUAAUGAUAGAUGAGAAGCUAUCCUUCCGUGAACAUCUCGAUAGUGCAUGCAUAAAAGCUAGCAAGACAGUAUCCAACCUGUCAAGGAUUAUGGCUAACUGCAUGGGACCACGAACCCGAAAGCGACGAGUCUUGCUUGAGGUAGUCCAUUCUGUAUUGCUAUACGGAGCGGAAAUAUGGGCGGAUAUCCUCAAGCAAAAGACUUAUCGGCGCAAAAUAUCGGCAGUGCAAAGACGAGGAGCUCUGAGAGUUACCUGUGCCUAUCGCACGGUCUCAGAAGCAGCCGUACUGGUAAUAGCAGGAGCCACACCGAUUGACUUGCUAGCUUUCGAGAGAGUAAACUCUACGACGCUAAAUUAG
Molecule: messenger RNA, 459 nt
Organism: Ctenocephalides felis (cat flea)
Lineage: Eukaryota; Metazoa; Arthropoda; Insecta; Siphonaptera; Pulicidae
Exons: 1
Coding region: 1-459 (152 amino acids)
Source: RefSeq, a predicted model, not a curated record